Pygocentrus nattereri (red-bellied piranha) is the source of this 3752-nucleotide messenger RNA. RefSeq names its product calcium binding protein 39, like 1 (gene cab39l1). Gene Ontology annotation, biological process: intracellular signal transduction. Gene Ontology annotation, molecular function: protein serine/threonine kinase activator activity. The record is from RefSeq and is a predicted model, not a curated record. NCBI's taxonomy places the organism in Eukaryota, Metazoa, Chordata, Actinopteri, Characiformes, Serrasalmidae. Bases 298 to 1329 code for a protein of 343 amino acids. The transcript is spliced from 9 exons.
UGAUAUAGCGUUAGUUGGUCGCCACUGAAGGACUGUUGUUAGUUAGAAAGAGAAGGCAAAACAGGUAACUGCAAAAACGUUAUCCCCCCCACAGCAAACGACUAAGAACUUUUUGAGGGCGGAUAGUAUGUAUAUCCUAAUCUGAACGGUGUUUUCAUCUGUUUUGUUGUGCUACUUAUACAUAUUAUAUUCGCCCGAUUCUAACUUGCCUUAAGUGCUUUUCAAAGUCGACGUCUGCUCAGUGAAUGCGGUAAAGGACUUUGUUCAUUUAAAACCAAUCACACCAUCUUAAGCACCAUGCCAUUCCCAUUUGGGAAGUCUCAGAAGAACCCAGCAGAGAUUGUGAAGAAUCUCAAGGAGAACGUGGCAUGCUUAGAGAAGCUGGAAGCGUCUGACAACAAGAAAUGUGAAAAGGUUGCUGAGGAGGUGUCAAAGAACCUAGCUUCCCUAAAAGAGAUUCUUUGUGGUACUGGAGACAAGGAGCCUCAGACUGAAGCCGUUGCCCAGCUGGCACAGGAGCUUUACAAUACCAACCUCUUCAUCUCCCUCAUAGCCAACCUGCAAAGGAUUGAUUUUGAGGGAAAGAAGGACGUGGUACAUCUGUUCAGCAACAUAGUCCGUCGUCAGAUUGGCACCCGCACCCCCACCGUAGAGUACAUUUCCUCCCACUCACAGAUCUUGUUCAUGCUGCUGAAAGGCUAUGAGACUCCAGAGGUGGCUCUGAACUGUGGCAUGAUGCUGAGAGAGUGCCUCCGUCAUGAACCUCUGGCCCGCACUGUCCUCUUUUCUGAGGAUUUCUACUGCUUCUUCCGCUAUGUGGAACUGUCCACUUUUGAUAUUGCCUCUGAUGCCUUUGCUUCAUUUAAGGAUCUUUUAACAAGACACAAGAUAAUGUGUGCAGAUUUCUUGGAGACAAAUUAUGACAGAGUGUUUACAGAGUAUGAAAAACUGCUGCAUUCAGAUAAUUAUGUCACCAAAAGGCAGUCCCUAAAGCUUUUAGGAGAACUUCUGCUGGAUCGACACAACUACACCGUUAUGACCAAAUACAUCAGUCGAGCUGAGAACUUGAAACUGAUGAUGAACAUGUUGAGAGAUAACAGCCGCAACAUCCAAUUUGAAGCCUUUCAUGUCUUCAAGGUGUUUGUGGCAAACCCAAAUAAGACACAGCCGGUGUUGGACAUCCUCCUAAAGAACCAGUCCAAGUUGGUGGAAUUCUUGAGUCACUUCCAGACAGACCGCUCUGAAGACGAGCAGUUCUGUGACGAAAAGAACUAUCUCAUCAAGCAGAUACGUGACCUCAAGAGACCUGCACCUCCAGAGGAGGCAUAAAGGGAGCAAGAAAAGGAAGCACAGGACGAAAGUGUCGGGCGGUGAUGUGCUAUUUGUGGAGGAGGGAGGGAACUAGAGGGAAAAACCAGGAAAGAAAGACAUGCCUCACUAGAUCCCAUUUUUGAGCUCUAAAAUGGGUAAAUGUUAUAGUCAACAUUUGCAAAUCCACCUUUGUAGAGACGAGGGUGAUUUUGCAAUGCGAAGAGGAAGUGGGACCCGAGCACUAUUUAUACCCUGGUCUUUUUUUUUCUCCAGUGAAAAUGUUACAAAUGGAUUCUUUUGAGCCUUCUGUUAUUUUGAGGCCCUUGUCUGUCUGUGUAACUUCUUACUACCUGAGACCGUCUGAGUUAACCCUAGCUAGGUUUUUCCCAUUUUGGAUGAAAACAUCAAUUGAAACAAUUACCCAAGGCCUUUUUAGGGAUCUUCAAAGGUGUGUUUUCACUUUAAUUGUUUGGACAAAGAAAAUGUUUCUGUUGCACAUCUGCAUUUAGUGCAGGGUCUUUGGUGGGGCUUUAAUAACCAACCCUGGCUUAGAUGUACAUUUGAGGUUGAAAGCAACACAUUGGAAAGUGACUGUAUAGAAAAGAUAUGUCAUAACUUUAGAAAAUGUUUGAAGUCUGCGCUCUAGUAAAACAGCUCAAUUUCUCAAACUGGGUGUUUCAUAUAUCAAGUUUUUUUUUAUAUAAACAAAUUCAAAGGGGAAUGUCUUUUUAAACUGCCACAUAGUAAAAUAGGUCUCUGAGAAAACUGGACUCUCAUUUCUGAUGUUGCACUCACUUUCCAAUCUAACUGGUUGCAUUAUUUAAAAACCAUAAUGGGUUGUUCUUAAUACUCUCACCUAACAUUGUAUUUAUAGUAGUAUUCUAAUUUCUCUUUGGUCAUCAUUUAAAGCAGUGGGAGAGGCUCUUUAAAAAUAUAUCUUCAGAUUUUUGUUUCCCAUUUAUUAGCUGUGCAACUAAUUCUGAGUUUGUAUACGUCACUGAUUUAAAAAUAGACGGUACGCAUGGAACAUUAAUCUCUACCCACAUACUGUAAUGUUGUAAGAAUGAUGAGUGCAGGUCCAAAUACAAGUUCUGAUGCUCCUCAGAUGCUGCAUUUUGAAUUACAGCUUUACACAUCAACAUGCAAACCGAUGAAGCCAUUAACUGAUAGGAAAGAACGUUUAACAGCGUGUUUGUCAACAUCUGCACUGUCAAACUUGAAUGAGCCAAAACUGUGGUAACACUCGUUACACCUAAAGAUUGUAUUUUGCGCUUCAAGUCUGAUUUGCACUUUUCAGUCAUUGAAAGGUCCUUUUGAAUGAAAGUGCAGAACAGGAUUCAACUGAAAAAAAAAAACCCAUUUGAAUUAGUCAGUUUACCUUACGCUGAACUUAUUUUAUGUACUCUGUUUGCACAAGUUCUUCUCCUAUAUACCUCAUAGGUUCUGAGUUGCUUAAGUGCUGUUUUUUUUCUUCUAGACAAGUUUUCUGUUGUAUUACUGCGGAUAUAAGGCAGUAGUUUGAAUUACGCAAACGUAAGAUGUUAAAAGAAGACAGCCUUCGGUUGCUGAAUGGGAUCCGCAAGAGAAAAUAAUAAACUGUUUGCUCAUGCGUGUUGAAUUCCAUGAGCAUGAUGAGAUUUCUGUGUAUUUGUGUGAAUGUGCCACAGCUUCUCUCCUAUGGGUUUAAGUGAGAGAUUUGAAAUGUCUGUGAGUCACAUGUGUAGUGUAGUAUGAUCGUACUGAAUCCAGCAGCUAUAAAUCGCAGGUAGAAUGCAGUGUUUAAUUAGUACAGGGGGACGUGUGUUAAAACAGGGCUGUUACAUCUUUCUGAAAAUGUGAUACCUUUAUGCAGAAGUGAUUGUUUUCAAAAUAAGUCUUGAGUACAAUAUGCAUAAAUAUGUAUCGAAUACCUUCCUUUAAAAAAAAAAAAAAGUCACCAGGUGUGAAUGUAAACCGCCUUCACGGCUUAAGUUGUUGCUCUUACUGGCCUGAGAGUUAGAACAGGCUUACUUCAGGAUAUCCCAAAAGCCUGAAAGAUACUCAAAUGUAACCGUUAUGAACAGUUGAGUGCUGCAGCAGUGGGGGAAAGGCCGAUUUAACUCUCCAACUAAACGGCUUUCUCCAACAGGUGGUGAUGUUUCUGAAUGAGUUGUAUAUGCCAGCAUUUAGCACCUAGUUCUUUUAAUAAAUUAUGAAGUUGGUGUGGACAAAAGUGAUAAAUUACACAACAAAUCUUUACUAAAUUAUUGGGUGUGAGCUUCACUUCGGCAUUCGGCUGCAAAUGAAUGCUUUGAUUUUUUUUUUUUUUUCCUUUUUUUUUUUUAAACCUUUCCUUCAUUUUCCUGUAAGCUUUCUGUUAAUUUUUUCACCAUGGGAGAGGAUUCUAUAUGUACAUAAAAAUAUUUUGAAAAAUAAAAGUGUGGAGGUGUACUGGACAUAAA